Durotheca rogersii is the source of this 1057-nucleotide messenger RNA. Its product is annotated as enolase-phosphatase E1. The record is from RefSeq and is a predicted model, not a curated record. Gene Ontology annotation, molecular function: acireductone synthase activity; magnesium ion binding. Lineage: Eukaryota; Fungi; Ascomycota; Sordariomycetes; Xylariales; Xylariaceae. The transcript is spliced from 3 exons. The coding region runs from base 287 to 1015 and encodes 242 amino acids.
AUAACACCUAACAAGACGCGGUGUACCGUGAGGCUUGCUUUCUUAGCCCUCUUCUCCAAUUCGGUGACAUCCUCGGUCGAGGUUCGACCGUAGAAGAAGAGGAAGGAGGCAGAAAAAAUUUUUCCACCCCUCCACGACACGUAUAAUUCCUACGCGCUUCGCCUUCACCGCUCUGCAUCGACGGGGUGAACCUGGCUUUAGCUUCUAGAAACGUCUUACAGGCUCCGACUAUCCAGGUUUUUGCAGAGACCUCAAAGACGGGGUCAUACGGGGCCCAACUACUGCCAUGGCUGUUUCUACCUCCGUGAAAGUAGUCCUGCUAGAUAUUGAGGGCACAGUCUGUCCAAUCUCCUUCGUCAAAGACGUCCUGUUCCCCUAUGCGCUCAAAGCUCUCCCAGAGACCCUGAAGACUCGGUGGAACCAUCCGGACUUCGCAGAGUAUAGGGAUGCAUUUCCAUCGGAAUAUUCUUCCUCUAGCGAUGCAUUAGAAGCCCACUUCAGAGACCUUGUGGAGAAGGAUGUGAAAGUCUCCUAUCUGAAGAGCCUGCAAGGCUACCUCUGGCAGGAAGGAUAUGCCUCAGGUGACUUAAAGGCACCCCUAUUCCCGGACGUGGCUCCAAAACUGUUGGAAUGGGGGGACAAGGGCCUCAGGGUCAUGAUCUAUUCGUCCGGGUCGGUCCCCGCGCAGAAGCUGCUCUUUAAGCACACGGACGCUUCCCCAUCGGAUUUGACGCCGCGGAUCUCAGAUUGGUUUGACACCGUGAACGCCGGUCUUAAGACGGAAACGGGUAGCUACAACGUAAUAGCUAGCAAACAUCCGGCGUUCUCACCUAAGGAGUGGCUCUUCUUGAGUGACAACGUGAAGGAAGUGGAUGCCGCCAUACGGGCGGGCAUGCAGGGUGUGGUGGUUCAGCGCCCCGGGAAUGCUCCCUUACCACCCGGGGUGCGUGAACGACUACGAGUCAUCGAGACCUUCCAGGCUCUCGACGACAAUCUCACCACCCUUAAGGAUUAAUUAAUCCAAGGCAGGAAGGGCUCGGCAUCAGGCAUGUUAGCU